AUGAAUGAAAUGUUCUGUGAAGAGUACACGCAGUAUUUUCCCUCCGCCAUCGAAAUCAGUGAUUUCCGAUGGACUUACUUUGCUAAUUGUCUUCUGAACAUUUUCUUAACUCAUACUGCUAUUAUGCUGAAUAUUAUGACGAUUUACGCUAUACGGAAAACUUCGAUGCUGUCAAAGACAAUGAGAACAUUGCUGCUGAGUCUUGCAGUUUCUGAUGUUGGUGUUGGUCUGUUUGUUCAGCCAUUCUAUUCUUCACUGCAGGUGAACUGGGUACAACAACAGAGCAAUCCAAGCUGUGAUACGUUCACGGCCUUCAUGAUAAUCAACAUUACUUUUUCUGUAGCUUCGUUCCUGAGUGUUGUAGCUGUUGGUGUAGACAGGUUCUUAGCUAUUCAUUUUCAUCUUCGGUACCGGGAACUUGUCACUCAGAAACGUGUUGUUGCUGUUGUCUUAUCAAACUGGCUUCUGAGUGCAUUUGUUUCUCUAAUUAUACUCUGGGCUCCUUUCAGUGCUCAAAACCUAAUUCUUUCAGCUGGUGGAAUUAUAUGUUUUCUUGUCACAGCAAUGAUUUACAUUAACACUUAUUCAGUGGCUCGACGCCACAAAGUUCAAAUGCGGUCCCUGCAAGUACAGCAAAGAGAACGCAUCGAUGAAAUGGCAGAUUUUGCCUGCCAAAUCAAGUCUGCUGUCAGUUUGUUCUACGUAUACCUGGUGUUUUUACUCUGCUUUGUUCCUUUUUACGUCUCCGUGGCUUCUAUUAAAAUUCACGGUUCGAGUAUAAUAUUGAAAAGAUUUUAUCUUCUCUCAGUGACUCUGGUUUUCCUGAAUUCAUCGCUGAACCCUAUAAUUUACUGUUGGAAGAUACGACACAUCCGACGGACCAUCAUGGACUCACUGAAGAGCAUGUCUUGGAACAGGAAUUAG
This is a messenger RNA of Stylophora pistillata, 924 nucleotides long. Its product is annotated as adenosine receptor A2b-like. Gene Ontology annotation, cellular component: plasma membrane. Gene Ontology annotation, molecular function: G protein-coupled receptor activity. The record is from RefSeq and is a predicted model, not a curated record. Gene Ontology annotation, biological process: G protein-coupled receptor signaling pathway. Lineage: Eukaryota; Metazoa; Cnidaria; Anthozoa; Scleractinia; Pocilloporidae.